Molecule: messenger RNA, 1742 nt
Organism: Oncorhynchus nerka (sockeye salmon)
Lineage: Eukaryota; Metazoa; Chordata; Actinopteri; Salmoniformes; Salmonidae
Product: serine/threonine-protein kinase pdik1l-like
Exons: 3
Coding region: 394-1419 (341 amino acids)
Biological process (GO): protein phosphorylation
Cellular component (GO): cytoplasm; nucleus
Molecular function (GO): protein kinase activity; ATP binding
Source: RefSeq, a predicted model, not a curated record
ACUGGUGUAAUUAAUGUGAGAGGCACAGUGACUGUACACUUUGGGAGGGAGUUGUCAGGGCAAAAAUCCUUUGGCAUGAAUGUAAAACUAUGCAACUAUGAACGGGGGCACAAUUGUUAUUUUCUAUUUCAGCUAGAGAGGGUUGCUUAAAAGGGGGGCAGUAUUUCCCAUUUUCGCUUCUACAGAGCACACAGUCUGUGUUGUUUUAGUAGCGAGUCAAGCAAGCGGGCGCGCGCUGUUGAUGGGGUACUUGAGCUGCAGAUUUGCUCAGCACGCUCACGGAACUUGUCUAUCUGCGCGACAACGUGUUUGGCUGAGUGGUGGCUAAUGGCUGCCAUAGAAAGUGAGAAAGACAACAACAAAUGAAUCCUUGAGAGAAGACGAAAACAGAGGAUGGUGAGCAGCCAGCCGAAGUAUGAGCUGAUCCAGGAGGUGGGGCGUGGCAGCUACGGUGUGGUGUACGAGGCGGUGGUGAAACGCACUGGAGCCCGGAUGGCCGUGAAGAAGAUCCGCUGUCACAGCCCAGAGAAUGUAGAGUUGGCCCUCAGGGAAUUCUGGGCCCUGAGCAGUAUCCAGAGCCAGCACCCCAAUGUCAUCCACCUUGAGGAGUGUGUCCUGCAGAGAGAUGACCUGGCUCAGAGGAUGAGCCAUGGGUCCAGCUCCCCACUAUACCUAGAGCUGGUGGAGACAUCUCUGAAGGGAGAGAUUACCUUUGACCCCUGCUGUGCCUACUACCUGUGGUUUGUCAUGGACUUCUGUGACGGAGGAGACAUGAAUGCUUACCUGUUGUCCCGUAAACCCAGCCGCAAGACCAACACCAGCUUCAUGCUGCAGUUAGGAAGUGCCCUGGCCUUCCUCCACCGAAACCAGAUCAUCCACCGGGACCUGAAGCCUGACAACAUCCUCAUCUCCCAGGGAAGGACCUUGGCUGGAACCCCCGAGCCUACCCUGAAGGUUGCAGACUUCGGCCUAUCCAAGGUCUGCUCCACGUCAGGCCUUAACCCUGAGGAACCAGCAUCUGUCAACAAGUGUUUCCUUUCCAUGGCGUGUGGCACAGACUUCUACAUGGCUCCAGAGGUGUGGGAGGGCCACUACACGGCUAAAGCAGACAUCUUUGCCCUGGGCAUCAUCAUCUGGGCCAUGGUGGAGCGCAUCACAUUCGUGGAUGUGGAGACCCAGAAAGAGCUCCUGGGAAGCUACGUGCAGCAGGGGGAGGAGAUCGUGCCCCUCGGGGAGGCGCUCCUGGAGAACCCCAAGAUGGAGCUGUUGAUCCCUGCCAGGAUGAAGAGCAUGAAUGCCGGCAUGAAACAGCUUAUCAGGGAGAUGCUGUCGUUCAACCCUCAGGAGAGGCCUGACGCCUUUGAACUGGAGCUCCGACUGGUCAGGAUCGCCUGCAGAGAGCUCGACUGGGACACGUGAUAAUGGGGGUGGAUAGGAGGGGAGAGGACCAUGGGACUUGUAGUCACAACGUCAAGAACAUGUAUCUAGGCCUAAUUCACCACUGUUUGCUCUUGUGACGGAGGCCACACAAAUAUUAUUAUUUUGCUCUCUCUCUCUCUCUCUCUCUCGCUCUCUCGCUCUCUCGCUCUCUCGCUCUCUCGCUCUCUCUCUCUCUCUCUCUCUCUCUCUCUCUCGCUCUCUCUCGCUCUCUCUCGCUCUCUCUCGCUCUCUCUCGCUCUCUCUCGCUCUCUCUCGCUCUCUCUCGCUCUCUCUCGCUCUCUCUCGCUCUCUCUCGCUCUCUC